Brachypodium distachyon (stiff brome) is the source of this 2820-nucleotide messenger RNA. RefSeq lists its product as uncharacterized. The transcript is spliced from 9 exons. Bases 71 to 2578 code for a protein of 835 amino acids. Gene Ontology annotation, molecular function: protein binding. NCBI's taxonomy places the organism in Eukaryota, Viridiplantae, Streptophyta, Magnoliopsida, Poales, Poaceae. The record is from RefSeq and is a predicted model, not a curated record.
CCACGACUCGAGUACGACAGGAGACGACACGACGCGACACUCACUUGCUCCAGUCUCCGGAACUCUCGCCAUGCUCCCGGCUCUUGCCGCCGCCUCGCCGUCGCAGCACGCCUCUCUAGCAUCCUCCCACCUCCGGCGCCACCACCGACACCACCACGGUGUCUAUCUCCACCUCCGCCGCCUCCCUGUCUUAACCGGUGCCCGCAGUCGCCUACUCCUGGCCUGCGCAUUCGACUCUGCUGAUGGUGGUGCGGGACAGGAUGUUGGUAGUUCUGAGAGCACUUCAAGUUCAGGAUCUGCAUAUGUUGGUCUCUUUGUCCGAAUGCUUGGCCUGGAUAGUGACCCUCAUGAUAGGGAGCAUGCUGUUUGCACACUCCGGCAUUAUUCCCUUGGCGGGCAGAAGUGUGUUGAUGAGAUAAUGCAGUUCCCAGGUUGCAUCAGCCUCAUCACCAGCCUUCUGAAGUCAGAGUCUGCUCGUGCCUGUGAAGCAGCGGCAGGUCUUUUGCAUAAUGUAACUUCAGUGAAGUUAUACAGGGAUGUGGCAAUUGAGAGUGGAACAAUGGAAGAAAUCUUUAGCUGUCUUCGUAAAUCUACCAUGACCCCAGAGAUGAAGGAGCAGUGUUUGUGUACCAUUUGGAACUUCUCUACCGAUGAAAAUUUGAGGUAUAAGAUUUUUAGGAGUGACAUGCUAAUACUUAUUGUUAGGUUUCUAGAAGAUGAAGAUUUUAAAGUCAAAGAGGCUGCUGCUGGUAUCAUAUCAAAUUUAUGUUUAAGUCAUUCUUAUCAUGGAGUUCUGGUGGAAGCAGGCGUAAUUCCAAAAUUGGUUCAUCUUUUGCAAACUAAAGGAGAUGAUUACAAAAUUAUCAGAAAGGAAGCGAGAAGUUCGCUUGUGGAACUAUCUGCGGAUGAUGAUUACCAUGCCCUUAUAGUAGAGGAGGGUCUAAUACGGGUUCCUCUGGUUGGUUCAUCUGCAUAUAACACCUUCAAACCUCAACCUUAUUCAUGGCCCUCUUUUCCUGAUGGCUCUGAAAUUCAGAGGAGUUCUCGCCCUUCAAAAUAUGGGGCCACUGAAUUGCUUCUUGGCCUAAGUGUUAAUGAAAAGAAAACAGAACCAGAUGAUGCUAAGAUUAAUGCUAUGAUAGGGCGUUCUAAUCAGCAAUUUCUUGCCCGUGUUGGAGCUAUCGAGUUGGAUGAUGAGGGGAAAGAACAAUCUGGAUCUCAAAGGAAUACCAUUUUACCUUGGGUAGAUGGCGUUGCGCGGCUAGUUUUAAUCAUUGGUCUUGAAGAUGCCUCUGCAAUUGCAAAGGCUGCUAAAGCAAUAGGUGAUGCAUCAAUAAAUGAACACAUGCGCACAUCAUUCAAGGAAGCUGGGGCAGUCAAAGCCUUACUUCAGUUGCUGAUGCAUAGUGACUUACCUGUUAGAGAAAUGACUGCUUAUGCAUUGGAAAAACUAAGUCUCAGUUCCAAAGUUUGUGAGAUGAUCAGAGCCGAAGAUGGUCUAGAACUGCUUGUAAGCUUAGUGAAGGAUCCAAAUACCCAAGUAGAACAACUGGAGAAGAUAAUCGAUAUACUUUCUCGAAUAUUUGACAUGGGGAUCAGCAUGAUAACCACACCUGAUUACUCUAGUAAUGGGUCUGAGGAUACAGUGAAUGCUGAGAGGUUCACUCAAGGUAAUGUAGAUGGUGGAUUCAAUGGAAGUUCUCAGAAAUUCAUGAAACAAGAGGAGACGGCUAGCGAGUCAAUCAUCGACUUUGAUGUCAUCUCACGCUUAAACAAAGUUAUCAAGGAGUCAUCUCCAAGCUUGCAAGCAAAAUGUGCUACUGUCAUGGAGCAUUUUGCAACUUCUGAGCAACAUGCCACUGCCAUGACCGCUGCUUGUACUGGAUCUGUAAUUGAAUCUGUUCUGGAAAUAGGGGUUAUUCAAGUAAUUCUCUGCUAUAUAACAGGGAAUGCAGGCGAUCCUGAAAAUCUUGAUGAGUCUCCUACUCUUGUGAUUGAAGUCAGUCAGGCUGUGGUCGCAACUGUGAGGUUACUCACAAAGUUAUUGAACUUUGAUAUUUUUGCUCGCAGCAUAAAUACUGUAAAAUUUGUUGCCCUGUUAAGAAGAAUCCUUAAGUCCAAUGUUCCCCUACAGUCAAAGGAUUGGAUUGCAGCAUGCCUCUUCAAGCUGGAACCACGGGCUAGCUUGGUUGAUCGGAGUGUUGGUAGUAUAGACAUGGAGAUAACUAUCUACCACACCAUUCCCAGGCUCGUUGAGCAGAUGAUGACCUCAUCGUCUUUUGAAAAUAAAAUAAAAGCUGUAAUAGAGCUGAACAGUAUAAUAUCUGGUGGUGUGAUGGAAUACACAAGAGCAGUUGCCACAGCUGGAGGCAUAUUUCCACUGGUAAAAAUGAUUGAAGAGAGUGAAGGAGAUGUAUUGGAAGAUGGUCUAGCUGUCUUGUAUAAUCUAAGCAUGGAUCCAGAGAAUCACCCAGCAAUAAUUGCUGCUGGAGCAGUACCUUUAUUGAAGCGGAUUGUUCGCUUGGAAAGCCCACACUGGAAUCGAGCUCUUCAGUUGCUGAGAACAUUGCCUGUAUGACGUCAUGACAGCAAAUCAAUACACUUUAAACUGUGGUUAUUGCGCUGAUAGGUAUGUUGUUGAGUUCUUGACAUGUCUGCCAACUGUUUUAUCCAAAUGGCUGGUCGCUGCUGCAAGAAUGUAGCUACAGUUAAACAGCAAAAGAGCCCAUUAAGUUGCUGUUUCUCUUUCUCGAACACCAUUUGGUUACUGUUUGACCUACGGGAUACUCCAUCUUGGUAUCCUUGAAUAUCUUUCGUAAA